CCACCACGACCUCCUCUCCUUCUCCCACACGCACCUGCAGCCCAGCCAUCGCCUCCUCCCUCGGCUCGCACACCCUCCUUUGCACUCUCCAGCCCGCCGCGCGUCAUGCUGCACGGCGCCGAGUGGCUCGGCAAGAAGUACGCGUCGCUGGCGUCGGCCGGCGGCGCACAGAAGCAGGGCCUCGCCAACACCCUCGACACGCUCGCCGCACGCCUCGUGCGCCGCCCCGACGCCGAGCUGCCCGAUGUGCAGGAUCGCAAGGCUGCUGUCCUUGCGCUCAAGGGCCUGGCGCGCGACCACCCGCAGGAGGUCGGCACGCGGGCGCUGCCGGCGCUGCUCGAGACGCUGCAGCGCGACACGCUCUCGGAGCGCGGCGUCGAGGACGAGAUCGCGCGUGCCGUGCUCGAGGCACUGCUGGCCAUCGUCGACGCACCCAACGCCGAGCCAUCGCGGCCGGCGUCGCUGCCGCCGCACGCGCUCACCCACAUCGACGCCAUCCUUGCCCGUCCGGCGCCGCUGCACGCCCUGCUGCCCCUGCUCUCGCCGGCGCGCUCCUUCUAUACCCGCUUCGCCGCGCUGCAGCUGCUCGCAACGCUGACGCGCUGGCGCGCUCCCAGCGUGCAGGAGCACCUCCUCACCGCUCCCGGCGGCUGCGGCGCCGUGCUGCAGUGCCUCGCAGAGGGCAGCGGCUCGUCGUCUGAAAUCGUGCGCAACGAGGCGUUGCUCCUGCUGCCCCGCCUCGUGGACAGCAACGCCGACAUCCAGAAGCUCGUCGCCUUCGAAGGCGCCUUUGAGAAGCUGAUCGAUGUCGUUGCAGCCGAGGGGCGCAUCGAAGGCGGCCUGCUCGUGCAGGACGCGCUCGAGGGCCUCGAGAGUCUGCUGCGAUGGAACGUCUCGAACCAGAACUACUUCCGCGAGACGCUCUCCGUGCCGCUGCUGGCGCCGCUGCUCUACUUUCCAGCCCCGCCGCCGGCCACCGGCUUCUCGUCGCGCGCCGCCGAGCAGGAGCACGCCCGCCAGCUCGAGGCCUUUGCCUUCCAGUCGUGGGACGAUGAGGAGGUCAUGCCUGACGGGGCUGAUGGCGUAGAGCCGCCAAAGGCGCUGCGCGCUGAUGACGGGCAGAAGGCGCGCAACGCCGCGCUCGUGCUUGGCAUUGCGCGGCUGCUGGUCGAGGGUCAGGGCGAGGGACGUCGGGCGAACCAGAACGCGCUUCUGAACGCAGGCUUCACCCGCUGCCUGCUCGAGCUGGCGCUUGCGUCGACCGCGCCGCUAGGACUCAAGGCGCAGGCGCUGAGCGUCCUGACGUCGCUGCUGCACUCGUCGCGGGCGAACCAGGACCUUCUCUCUUCGCUUCUCAUCUGCCCACUGCUCGCUGUCGACGCUCCCCCAGCAGAGGAGGGCGCUCCUCCGGCGCCGCUGGUCUCCUACACUCGCCUGCCAGCUCGGCCUGCCGUGCUCGUGCUCAUCGAUGCGGCCAUCUCUGGCGCGCCGCCAGCUGUGCUGCGCCAGUCGAGCGCUCCCGCUGCGCUGGCAUUCCGCACCGCCGCUCUCGGCGCCUUCGACGCCUUCGUCGCCGACAACCUGGACGCGCGCCACAGCAUCAUCGCGGGCAUGGUGCCUGAUGCCGAGGAGCAGGCACCUAGCGCCGGCGUGCUGCUGCUCAACAACCUGGCGCAGUUCCCUUCCGCGCCGCCUUCGGGUCGCUUCGACGCCUACCGCUCGCUCUUCUCAGCGCUGCUCUUCUCCUCGCUCGUGCGCGGCAGCGAGACUGCAAAGGGCUUGGCGCGCGAGAUCCGCUUCGGCGCCGAGGGCAAGGUUGUGGGCCGCAACGCCCAGCCUGAUGCCGACGACGACGAGGUCAGCCUGCUGCACGUGCUCGUCGGCAACCUCAUGCUCUCGGAGCGCGAGCGCGGCGAGGCCAUUCGACGCGAGCGCAACGCCACUGCUGGCGCAGGAGCUCCUCCAGCCGAUCUCGGCGGCCUGCCGAGCAGCACGGACUGGACGCGCAUUGCCGUCGGCUACCUCUCGCUGCUUGCACAGUGGCUCUGGGACUCUCCGGCAAGCGUCGCAGAUCUACUCUCGGAGAGCUCAAACGUGCAGACGCUCGUGCAGCCCGCGGCUCAGAGCGGCGGCGGUGUCGAUGCGCUCGUGGCUUCGCUCUGUGCACUCGUGCUGGGCGUGGCGUACGAGUUCGCGCCGCACGACAAUGCCGAGUGCGUCACACGCGCCACGAUGCACCCCUUGCUCGUCUCGCGCAUUGGCACCGACCAGUUCGCCGCGCGCCUGGCGCGCCUCCGCGAUGAUGUGCGCAUCAAGGAGACCUCGCCGGAUACCUUUGAGACUGUGGCAGCUGCUCUGGCCGGCGAGGUGGGCGAGGAGGGCAUCUGGUUCGACUGGCCGUUCGUCGAGUGGCUCAAGAACAACUUCGUUCGCGUGCAAAAGUCGAUCACCAUCGACCCGGCAUCCUCCUCAGAGACGCUGGCUGCUGCGCCGGCAGAGCUGCUGGAUGCACAGCGGCAAGCUGAGCAGCUCCGCGAUACCGCCUCGCGGCAAGCUCGCGAGCUGGAGGCGCUCGAGGCACGGCUAGCUGAGCUCACGCGGGUGGCCGAAGAGGAGCGCAAUGCUCUCACGACGCAGCUCGCUGCCCUGACCGCGGAGCGCGAGGCGGCCGCUGCGAGCAACGCAAGCAACGCGACGCCGCAAGCCGAUCUCGAGGCCGCCCUGGCCGACGCACAACGAGCAAAGGCUGAUGCCCAGCAAGACGCUGCUGCCGCGCGAGAGGCCGAGGAGCAAGCUCGCCAGGCAGCUGCUGCAGCGGAGGCAGCCCUCGGCGCAGCCACGAGCCGGACAGCAGAGGUCGAGGCCCGUGCAACAGAGGCUCAGAGCCUCGCCCAAGCAGCCGAGGCUCGCGCAGCGGAGGCUGAGGCGCGCGCGGCGGCCGCACAGGCGGAGGCUGCAGCACGGCCAGCGCCAGUCGCAGCUCCGGCCGCUGCCGCCGCAGAGCCGGAGGAGGACGGCGCGCGGUCACGCUCCGAGCUCGAGAAAGAGCUCGAGGACCUGCUGGUCCUCCUCGACGACCUCACGCAGAAGCGCGUCGCUGACAAGGCCAAGAUGCGCGCAGCCAAUCUGGAGGUCAGCGACGACGAGGCAGACGACGACGACGACGAUGAGGACGACGAGUGACGGACGUGGCUCGAGCAAUGCCAUGGCAGUCACCGGAGCCCACGUGUGUGACAGGCGCUUCACUCGAGGAAGAGGCAGAAAUCAUGGCAGUUCUAUG
This is a messenger RNA of Tilletiopsis washingtonensis, 3280 nucleotides long. RefSeq lists its product as hypothetical. Bases 106 to 3183 code for a protein of 1025 amino acids. The record is from RefSeq and is a predicted model, not a curated record. Gene Ontology annotation, cellular component: cytoplasm; Golgi stack; Golgi membrane. NCBI's taxonomy places the organism in Eukaryota, Fungi, Basidiomycota, Exobasidiomycetes, Entylomatales. Gene Ontology annotation, biological process: transcytosis; vesicle fusion with Golgi apparatus; endoplasmic reticulum to Golgi vesicle-mediated transport. The transcript is spliced from 5 exons.